Astyanax mexicanus (Mexican tetra) is the source of this 11619-nucleotide messenger RNA. It is a transcript of the gene vps13a, whose product is annotated as vacuolar protein sorting 13 homolog A. The transcript is spliced from 72 exons. Bases 136 to 9858 code for a protein of 3240 amino acids. The record is from RefSeq and is a predicted model, not a curated record. Gene Ontology annotation, cellular component: extrinsic component of membrane. Lineage: Eukaryota; Metazoa; Chordata; Actinopteri; Characiformes; Acestrorhamphidae. Gene Ontology annotation, biological process: protein targeting to vacuole; protein retention in Golgi apparatus; autophagy.
GUGGUCCCUCCCAGCGUGAAGAUCUCCUGUAAUGUUUAUUUCAGGAAACCUCACCGACUGACACCCAGUCCGCGGGCCCGCAGAGCUCGAACCGAGGGGAGAGAAAUGUGGCUGCGCUGCUGAACCGGAAGAAACAUGGUGUUCGAGUCUCUGGUGGUGGACGUGCUGAACCGCUUUCUGGGGGACUACGUGGUGAACCUCGACAGCUCGCAGCUGAACCUGGGCAUAUGGGGAGGUGAUGCAAUACUGCGAAAUCUUGAGAUAAAGGAAAAUGCUUUGAGUCAGCUGGACAUUCCUUUCAAAGUCAGAGCAGGACACAUAGGUCGCCUGGAGCUAAAAAUCCCCUGGAAGAAUCUGUACACACAGUCUGUGGAGGCCACACUGGAUGAGGUCUACUUGCUCAUUGUUCCUACUGCCAGUAUAAAAUACGAUGCUGAAAAGGAGGAGAAGCAGUUACAGGAGGCCCGACAGAGGGAGCUGCAAAGGAUCGAGGAGACCAAACAGAAAGCAGCUGAACAAGAGAAUCCAAAGACUGAGAAGCAAGACACCUUUGUUGAGAAACUUGUGACACAAGUGAUCAAAAACCUUCAAGUGAAAAUCUCUAAUAUUCACGUUCGCUAUGAAGAUGAUGUCACCAAUCCAAACUGUCCUCUCUCUUUUGGAGUGUCCCUCCAAAACCUCAGUCUCCAGACUGCUGAUGCAAACUGGAAACCCUGUCUUCUGGAUGAGAAAGCCAAAUUGUUUUUUAAGCUUGUUCGUCUGGACAAUCUGUUUGCCUACUGGAACGUGAACUCCGAACUGUACUCCAAUCACACGCCUCCUGAGGCCCUGCGACGUCUACAACAGAACGUGGCUAUCCAGAAUUCCAUUCCUCAUGACUAUAAUUUUAUUUUCCGUCCGAUAUCCGCCAACGCCAAGCUGCGUAUGAACCCUCGCUCAGACGUGGAUUUCUCCUCGCCGAAGGUGGAUCUGGUGGUUAACCUGCCGGAGGUGGCGGUGGAGCUCAGCAGACCACAGUAUGUCAGCAUUCUGGAGCUUUUGGGCUCUGUGGAUAUGAUGUCCCGUAAUCUUCCAUACAGGAAAUAUCGCCCAUGUGUGCCUGUCCACAACAAUGCUUACAACUGGUGGAGAUAUGUCAUCUCAGGCGUCUUAGAAGUCAAUGUAAAACCCCGCUUGCACAUGUGGUCUUGGCAGCACAUCCGUCACCAUCGGCAACUGGCGAAGCAGUACAAGGAACUCUAUAAAACCAAAAUCACCAGCAAGAAGCCAACAGAGGUUGUGUUAAAGAAGCUAGAGGACACAGAGAAAACUCUGGAUAUUUUCAACAUCACUCUGGCGAGACAGCAGGCUGAGAUGGAGGCCUCUAAAGCAGGGCUGCGGAUCUACCGGCCUGGAGUGAAAAUGGAGGAGGAGCAGUCUCAGGGCUGGUUUGGCUGGAUGUGGAACUGGUCUGGAGAUGGCAGCACACCGGCCAAAGAGGCCAAACCGGGAGCUUCAGGUUUUGACACCCUGAUGACUCCAGCAGAGAAAGCCAAACUCUACACUGCCAUCGGAUACAGUGAGACAGCUGUCAAUCCUAACCUGCCAAAAAGUUUUGAAGACAUGAAGGUUCGUUUCCAGUUGGUGAGCAUGUCCGUGUCCAUUAAAGAGAGCCGGGAGAAACCAGAGAUCAUCAGACUGUCUGUUAUCGGCCUCAGCGCCACGCUCACCCAGAGACCUUCAGCACAAGCUAUAAAGAUCAUUGCUCAGCUGUCAACGUUCGAGGUGACCGGCCUUCCUCGAAGCAAUGUGGCCCCUAUGCUGCUGUCGUCCCGCCGAGUGGUGGAGGAGAACAAGCCUCUGCUCAGCCUGAUGUUCGAGACCAAUCCAUUAGACGCCAAGGCUGACCAGAGACUGCAUGUGGAGUCACAGCCGCUGGAGAUCAUCUAUGAUGCAACUACUGUGAACAGCUUGUCUGCAUUCUUCAUGCCUCCAAAUGACCUGCAGCUUGACGAGCUGACCAACGCCACCCGCAUGAAGCUGGAGCAGUUCAGAGACCGAACAUCAACAGGUCUCAUGUACAUCAUUGAGACACAGAAGGUUCUGGAUCUGAAUAUCAAUCUCAUGGCCUCCUACGUGAUCGUUCCGCAAAUGGGCUUCUACGACCCCAGUCACAACCUGGCUAUUCUGGAUUUGGGUCAUUUUCAGAUGUCCAGUCAGAGCAAAGCUAAUUUGCCGCAGCUUUUAGCGGGAAGCAGCACUAUAGAGGACAUCAUGUCUCGAGCCUACGACAGCUUCGACGUCCAACUCAGCAGCCUUCAGUUCUUAUACACGAAACCAGAUGGCGACUGGAAGAAGGCUCGGAAGGAGCGACAGUCAGCUCUCCACAUUCUGGAACCAGUGGACCUAAAGGUGGUUUUUAGCAGAGCCAUGGUGGUCACUGACUCAAGGAUGCCAAAGUUCAAGAUGUCGGGAGAACUUCCCUUGCUCUCUCUGCGGAUCUCAGAUGACAAAGUGCGCGGAGUUCUGGAGCUGAUUGACAGCAUUCCACUUCCUGAGAGCCGCCCUCCACCCCGGACUGCUGCAACGCAAGUCACACCUAAGGUGCUGAAACAGAGGGACACCCCUCAGCUCACCCCCAGGAGACCAGCCAUGACGGACCUGCGCUCCUCAAUAAUCUUUGAUUCAGGCUCAGAGGAAGACUUGUUCUUCGAUGCUCCCAGCUCUCCUAUUGAGGAUCUGCCGUUCUUUGAGGCCAGCCCAGGUGCUUUGGAGCGAUCGGCCUCCGUUAAGAGAAGAUCCAUGGUGAAGCAGGACCCCAAGAAGAACAUGACCGAGUUCCUGAUGAACUUUGAAAUUAGCAAGCUGUCCAUCCAGCUCCUGCGCCUUUCAGCAGGACAAGAAGUUCCAGUUCUGCAUCUGGAGAUCGAGGGUCUCGGGACAGAGCUCAAACUUCGUACCUUUGAUAUGAGCUCAUACACCUUCCUGCGUGAAAUCUGCCUGGAGUGCUCCGAAUACCAGGAUGGAGAUGGGAGGAAGGUUCACCUCAUCACCACAUUAGACAACACAGAGGAUGAUCUGCUCACACUAGAAUAUGUGAAGGCGGACAAGAAUGCUCCAGAUUUCAAAUCGGCGUAUAAAAACACAGAACAGCUCAUAAAGGUGAAUUUCUCCUCGCUGGACAUUCACCUGCACACUGAAGCUCUCCUCAACUCCAUGAACUUCCUGAACAGCCUCCUGCCUCCUCCUAAGAAGCAGCCGCCGAGCGAGCAGCCUUCCCCACCACUGGAGGAUGAAGGAGAGGAAGACGGAGAAGAGGAGAAGAAAGAUGAGCACGCCGUUGUCAAGAGAUCCAUUUCAAAGAAGUCCAAGUAUGAGGAUGUGGUGAACCUGGAUAUCAGAGCAGAUCUGUCAUGUCUGAAGGUUUUUAUCAGAGGAGAGAAAGCACGAAUUUCUGAAAUAAGUAUAGAAGGUCUAGUGUCUGAAGUGCAGAUGAAGAAGAAAUCUGUAGAGAUUUGGGCCAAUCUGAAGAAAAUUGUGAUUCUGGACUGUGAUAAAGAUGCUCUGUACAAAAAGGCGGUGUCCAUAGCAGAUAAGGAGGUGUUUGAUUUCCGUAUGGUGAACUACGUGGACGCUACGGAGGGAGACGCCUACAUGGACAUGCAAAUAGUGGACACCAGUGUCACUCUGACCGUGGGCUGCAUUCAAGUCAUCUUCCUCAACAAGUUCGUCUCCUCAGUGUUGGCCUUCAUUAAUAACUUCCAGGAGGCUAAAGAGGCUCUAGCCGAGGUGACGGUUCAGGCUGCAGAAAAAGCAGCGACGGGUGUUCUGGAACUGGCUGAGAAAAGCACACGUAUCUCGCUGGACGUGGACAUCAAAGCACCCGUUGUUUUUCUCCCACAAUCCUCCAUUUCUACCAAUGUUAUUGUGGCUGACCUGGGUUUAGUGACCGUGAAGAACCACUUUGAAAUCGUCCCCUCACCGUCGCACACUAAAAUCCCUCCUAUUCUGGAUGUCAUGAGUGUGGCGCUGAGCGAUCUGAAGAUGUACAGAACCACCUUCAAGGAUGAAAAGUUCCAGACUGAGAUUCAGUUACUGAAGCCUGUAAACAUGGAUCUGUCAAUCAAGCGCAAUCUCUCUGCCUCCUGGUACCACAGCCUCCCAGACAUUCAGAUCAAUGCACACCUCAAACCCAUGAGUCUGAUUCUCAGUCAGGAAGACAUGAUUGUGGUUUUGAGGACUCUGAGUGAGAACCUGUCUGAGACGUCUGAUGCCGUUCCCGCCCCAAAAGGCUCUGAUAAAGCAGAAACAUCCUCCACCAAAGAGUCUCAGGGAUCUGGAGCAGGGACCACGGUAGUAACAGCAGCGGUGGUGGAGGGCCAGAAGGCUGCCAAACUAAAGAGCACUCUCAAACUCCACUUUAAGUUCGACUCCAUGACCCUGGUCUUGUACAACUCAAGCGGGAGUGAGACUCUUCUGCUGGACUCUCGGGAUGAGCAGUUGAAGCUGGCAGAGUUCACACUGGGCACAAUCUCCACUGCAGUACACAUGUACUCAGACAGCUCUAUGACGGCCUCCGUCAAACUUGCUGAAUGCUUACUGGACGACAAAAGAAAGAUCGUCAAAAUGAUCACGUCCAGGAUGAUGGCAAUGCGUAAGGGUGCUGAGCAGAACACCAUGGUGGAUGUGAACUAUCGUCAGGGCAGAGAGGGCACCACCCUGGAGACGGUGGUUCAAGAUCUCUACCUCUGCGCCAGCAUGGAGUUUCUGCUCACUGUGGCAGACAUCUUCAUGAAAGCUAUGGCUCAGGGCUUCUCCAGCCCACCAAAGAGCAACAAACAGACCACCGCCACCAAAGAUGCAGCUCCUGCUCAGCCUGCUGCUUCAAAAAUGGAGAUGAACAUUGUUGUGAAGAAUCCUGAGAUCGUGUUUGUGGCCGAUUUGACCCGCGCUGACGCUCCGGCCCUCGUCAUGACUACACAGUGUGAGCUACUGAUGAAGAGUGACCCAAACAGCCAGCAGAUGACUGCAGCCAUUACUGACCUGAAGGUGGUGGCAUGUCCGUUUGUGCACAAGCAGCAGGACAGUAACAUCACCACGGUCCUGCAACCCUGCCAGGUUUUCUUCACUAGCAAGCAGUCUCCGACCCAGCCCCAGGCAAUAGAGCUCUCCAUCAACUCCCUCACACUGAAGGUUUCUCCCAUCAUCAUAAACACAGUCAUUACUAUACAGUCAGCGCUGACUCCUGCAGCAGAGACCCCAGAGGAGCUGGAGAGCCCCGUACCCCCUGACCUGUGGGAGCGACGGGAUUGGAAGGACCUCAAACUCUGGUUUCUGGAAGAGGAGGGAGAGGAGGACACCCAGUCUGUGACCCCCCUGAUUCCACAGGGCGAGUCACUCCAGCUCAGGAUUUCCUCCAUCUGCCUGACUCUAGAGGCUGGUGUAGGCCACCGCACAGUGCCCAUGCUGCUGGCUAAAUCCUCCUUUCACGGAGACGUGAAGAACUGGAGCACCCUCAUCAACCUGCACUGCCACCUCAACAUGGAGGUCAAUUAUUAUAAUGAGAUUAUGGGAGUGUGGGAGCCACUGCUGGAGCCGCUUGAAGAUGACACCAAAGAUGGCUUCAGACCUUGGACCCUAGAUCUAAAGAUGAAGAAAAAGCAAGCUAAUCGAUCAGGUAUAUCAGAUGAGGUGGACUACAUUGUGCCUGAUUACAAAACGGUCAUUAGUAUCACUAGCAAAGACCAACUCAACAUCACUCUGACUAAGUGCGGUCUGAACAUGCUCAGCAACCUGGGAACGGCGUUUGCGGAAGCUGCUAAGCAGACUGCAGAGUGCUUCCAGAAAGACCAGGCUCCCUUCGUAGUGAAGAAUCGUCUGGGUCUGCCAGUGUCUGUGCUGUACAGCGAGGUGUUUAAGCCGAUUGGGGUUCAGUCGAAGGGCCGAACUGUGGAGCUUCAGGAUGGAGAGAGUCUGAACAUGGACUAUACGCUCACCACUGCUGAUGCUGAUCAGUUCUCUGCAAUGACCAGCCUCAGUAGCAAGAACUACAUCCAGCCAACUCCAGUUGGACACACUACUGCCUCUGUCAUACCACUCAUCAAAGUGGGCCGAGGGAUGUACAGUGUAAUGCACUUGGACUCUGGUGUUACACGCUUCUUUAUCUGUCAGAUUUCCUCCAACGAGGGAAGCAAGUUCGUCAAGAUCCGGUCACCCUUUCAGUUCAUCAAUCACUUCUCGGUUCCGUUCCGGGUGUUUGAGGGCUCCACGUGUCUGGGCAUUUCUCUACCCAAUGAGGAGUUCUGUGUUCCUUUGGGCUCCUACAAAGCUCAGCUGAGUCUGCAGCCCGCAGCUGAGGGAGACGAGCAGUACGAAUGCUCAGAAAGCUUCAGCUACGACGAAGUCAGUCAGAAACCAGACGAGUGUGUGGAGAAAACGUGCCGGCACCACAGCAGUGAUGCUCAUGUGUUCAAAGUAAACAUGGUUGCAGUUCGGGACACAGUGACGUCCCUCAACGCACAGGAGGAGUUUGACAAGCCAUACGUCCUUCAUCUGUGGCCUACCGUGCUGCUCCGCAACCUCCUGCCGUACCCCAUCACCUACAGCUUACUGGCUAUUGGAAGCCCCACCCCCACUCAGCUGAAGGAAGGCCACUCGUCUCAGCUCCACACAGCCGUCAUGGAUCAUUCCAGUCUGGAGCUGAAGCUGCUGGGAUACCUGCAGCAGGACUGGGUGGCCCACUAUCAUCUCCGCAACGACCACGACGAGAUCAACUUCAUCACCUUCCGCUCGGCCCUGCAGGACGACGACGUGGACGGGGAGAGCUCCAGGGCGGAGCUCGAUAUAGCCGUUCAUGUGAAGAAGGAGGCGGGGCAGGCGGUGGUGGCCGUUCACUCUCCAUACUGGAUGGUGAAUAAGACAGGAAGACUGCUGCAGUACAAAGCCGACGACAUCCACCGCAAACAUCCCAAAGACUACGACAUGCCUCUUCUGUUCUCCUUCAAACCUCGUAACUUCCUGCAGAACAACAAGGUUCGCCUGAUGAUUUCAGACAGUGAGCUGUCUGAUGAUUUCUCUAUAGACACGGUGGGGAGUUACGGUGAUGUUAAAUGCAAAGGAAGGGCCAAAGAUUACCUGGUAGGAGUGAAGAUUGACGCCAGUAGCUUCAGUUUGACGCGGCUGGUGACCGUCCUGCCCUUCUACAUGCUGGUGAACAGAACUAAACACGUGAUCCGAGUGUGUGAGGAGGGUCAGGACGAGUGGACCGAGGCUCAGCCGGGAGAGGCUGCGGUUCCGUUCUGGCCGGAGAGAGAGUCGAAGAAAAUGAAGGUUAAAGUGGACGGCUGCCAGACGGCUGCUCACACCAUCAACUUCCACCAGCCUGAGAACUGCCUCCUGCUGCACCUGGACAACACACUGGGUGGAAUUAUCGUUGAUGUAAACCUGACAGAACACUCAGCUGUGAUCCGCUUCUCUGAUUAUCACGAUGGAGCAGCUCCCUUUCUCCUGAUUAACCACACCAAGGACAAAACCCUGGAGUUCUACCAGAGCUGCAAGGAGCGUAGGAGCUCUACUUGGCUUCCUGAGGAUUUACUGGACCUCUCCUUAUCACUGGGGGAGGAUAGAGAGACUCGAGGUUCUCACCAGCAGGAGAAGGAAGAGCUGGCUCCAGGUCGAGCCGUGUACUACACAUGGGCCGAACCCACGGGGUCUCGCGUCCUGCGCUGGAGCUGGGGUCCAUACAGCGCAGAGCUGAAGAAUGAGGAGGACCUCCUGAAGGACGUGAACGACGAGGGCAAACUCUUUGUGAUCUCGUUUUAUGAGGGUCUCCAGCGGGUGGUGCUGUUCACCACAGAGCGCCGCAUCUACAAGCUGCUGUGUGAGAGCGAGCGGGUGGAGCUGGCUGAACAGGAGAUCAGUCUGGCACUGCAGGACAUGGGCAUCUCGCUGGUCAACAACAGCACCAGUCAGGAGAUAGCCUACAUCGGCAUCACCAGCUCGGACGUGGUGUGGGAGAUCAAGCCGAAGAAGAAGAGCCGCUGGAAGGUUCUGAAUGGGAAAGAUGCUGAGAUGUUGGAGCAGCACUAUAAAUCCUACGUGGAGAGCAGCCCAGUGGAUCACAGCCUGUUAGAUCUGGAGAACGGUUACCAGGUGUGUUUGACUCCUAACAGUGUGGAUAUGAGGAUGCUGCAGCCGUAUGAUGCUCCUCUGAGGAGGAACUUCUUGCCGGCUCUGAAGGUGGAGUACAGCGUCUCGGCUCGGCAGAAAGCGUACCGCGUUCAGAUCAACAGGGUUCAGAUCCAGAAUCAGUUGCCUGGAGCCAUCUUCCCCUUCGUCUUCUACCCAAUUAAACCUCCCAAAUCUGUCCGAAUGGACUCAGAACCCAAACCAUUUACUGAUGUCAGCAUCAUCACGAGAGCAGCAGGACACUCUGAUAUCCUGCGCAUCAAGUAUUUUAAGGUGUUGAUUCAGGAAAUGGACCUGCGCAUGGACCUGGGCUUCUUGUAUGCCAUACUGGAGCUGUUUACUGCUGAGAACGCUGGUACCGUCACCUCAGAACAAGAGGUGGAGCUUUUUGAGAAGGAUAUAGAGUACUUGAAGACUGGCUUAAACCCUGUAUCCGCCACAGACACAUCCCCCAUCAGUCUCUACGAGUACUUCCAUAUCUCUCCCAUUAAGCUUCAUCUGAGUUUCUCUCUGAGUUCUGGCGGUGAGGACGGGAAUAAGACAAAGAGAGAGACAGAAAUGAUUCCUGUGCAGUCGCUCAAUCUCCUGCUGAAGAGUAUAGGAGCUACGCUCACUGAUGUUCAGGACGUCGUCUUCAAGCUUGCCUUCUUUGAGCUGACCUUCCAGUUCAGGACCACCCAGCAGUUGCAGUGGGAGGUCAUCCGCCAUUACUCCAAACAGGCUAUCAAGCAGAUGUACGUGCUGGUGCUGGGUUUGGAUGUCCUUGGUAACCCCUUUGGGCUGAUCCGGGGUUUGUCAGAGGGGGUGGAAGCCUUCUUCUAUGAGCCCUAUCAGGGAGCUAUUCAGGGUCCUGAGGAGUUUGUGGAAGGCAUGGCUCUGGGUGUAAAGGCUCUGGUUGGAGGUGCAGUAGGAGGUCUUGCGGGAGCAGCUUCUCGCAUCACGGGUGCAAUGGCUAAAGGCGUGGCUGCCAUGACCAUGGAUGAAGAGUAUCAGCAGAAAAGGAGAGAGGCCAUGAACAAACAGCCCAGUGGACUAAAAGAGGGCCUGACCAGAGGAGGAAAAGGACUCGUCUCUGGGUUUGUGAGCGGCAUUACAGGAAUCGUAACCAAGCCCAUUAAAGGAGCUCAAAAGGAGGGAGCAGCUGGAUUCUUUAAAGGUGUUGGAAAGGGACUUGUAGGAGCCGUAACUCGACCAACAGGGGGCAUCAUUGACAUGGCCAGCAGUACCUUCCAGGGCAUUAAAAGAGCUGCAGAAACGAGUCAGGAUGUGGAGAGCUUGCGACCGCCGCGAUUUAUUCACGAGGACGGUGUCAUCCGACCAUAUAAGGAGAGAGAGGGCUUCGGCAGCCAGAUGUUACAGAAAAUUGAAAAUGGACGAUUUGCAAAGUACAGAUAUUUUGCUCAUGCCAAGGUGAACGAUUCGGAUUUCCUGAUGAUCACGAAAAGGGGGAUUUUUUUUGUUACAAAGGGCACUUUUGGUCAGUUGACCUGCGAGUGGCAGUAUCUGUUCGAUGAGUUCACCAAAGAUCCUAUGAUUGUUGAAGAUAGACGACUCCGCAUUGAGGCAAAGGAAAGAGUGAAGUCUGUUUUUCAUGCCAAGGAAUUUGGAAAAAUCAUCAACUUCAAGACUCCGGAAAUAGCCAAGUGGGUUCUGGCCAAGCUCCAAGAUGCCCGGGAAAGUCUGCCAAAAUAGCGCCUGCGUGUGGACGUUAGCCUUAAGAAUAUCUGAGAUCUCACACAGACCACCUCUGCCCCCUUUAGAGUGUGCCUUUACUUAUAUGCAAAACAACACUAAACACUUCAAGAAAAGAGAGGAAAAAAAAACUGUUUUUACCAUCAGUUCUAGUGACUGUUAGAGGUAUGCAUGUGUGUAUACUCUUAAUUGUUUACAUUUCUUCAUCUUUUUAGUCACUUUUUUGAGUCGAAUGCCUUGUUUGCAUAUAAACAUACCAAAUCGAACAUUUUAUUUAAGCUGGUCCUAUGUUUGUUUUUUUGUUAGUUUUUUGGGAAAUAAUUUAUUUAGUGACACAGUGGUUAAGUAAUACUGUAAAGGAUAAAUAAGUUGUACAUUUAAUGUAUUAGACAUACAACCUUUAUUUUUUACUGGUUGCAGGGCCGGCAUUUUAUACCUCUGAAGGAGGUCCUGUCUACAUUUGGUUUUACUUUUGGUCAUAUAAAGAAUUAUAUUUAAUAGAGAUAUAUGUAUGAGAGGGCUGAAACCGUUUACAGCUCUGUUCUAUAUAAUAUUAUUAUUACUUCCAUUCGAUUAUUAUCUGAUUUGGCCACAUCUUAAGAAAUGGUGCCCAAUAAAAAAAAUAAAACAGGAAUGGCUACAUACAUGCCAUCCACAAAGGUGGCCUCCUCUUUCCCAGUUUAAAGGUUCCUUAUACUUACACUCUGCCUCUGUUACAUAGAUUGUUCUUUAUAACACCAAAAGUGAUUCCUCUAUAGCGUCACUCAAAGAACCCUGUGAAUCACCUUUAUUUCUAACAGUGCAGGAUUCAGAUUUCUCUCUUGAGCUCACUAAGUCUGUUUACACCUGGUGUUCACAAAGGUUUUAGUAAUGGGAUCACGCUGGAUUCCAGGUUCUGUUGAGACUGAAUUAAGAUUGAAUCAAUUAAACUACUCUGGGAAGUUGUGGGAGGUGGAUCUUGUUGGAUACAGUCAGGCGAGUGGAAAUAUUCACACUACAAGUAUUUAUUACUGUUGAUCUUGGCUUCUCUCUCCCUCUGUCUCCCUCCCUCCAGUUACUAUCCGGAUACAAAGUGCAUGUUAAUGUCAGGUGUAAACAGCUCCUAAAUGUUGUGAGCCUUAAUGUCUGAUGGAACAUUCCACUUCCAGCUAUAGUUCAGCAAUCUUCAUUUAUUGUAUUCACUUUUUAUUAUUCAGCACUGCUUAUUGCUCCUUUAAAUUCAUCCUGUACAAAGUCCUUCAGAUUUUAUUUAUGGAAAAGAGAAAUGAAGACCAAUUUAUAUAUAUAUGUAUGUAUGUAUGUAUUAAUGGGGAACAUGUGUAAAACACUUAAGAUGACAAGAAUGUUUAAAAGCAGACUGGUUGGUUUGGCAGAACAUGAAUAUUUUUGUAUUUUGUAUUGCUUCUGCAUGAAAACUUUUCGGCUGGCCACUGCAUCCAUUUCACUGUUUACAGCUUCUGAACAGUAUUGUACUGUAAAUAUUUAUUGGCUUUGGUACUUACUGUUGAUUUACUCUCAGCCUUUCUAUGCAGAUUGUAUACUGAUAUAUGGUACCUUUAACAAUGAUACAUGAGGGAUUAAUGCCACAAAUAUGCAAUAAUAAUUAGCCUUUCAGUGGAGCUAAUGUUAAUUUGUUUUCUUAAAUAUGUGUUGGUUAAUGCACUGUUAAUAUGUCACUGGAUAUGAUUUCAAUGUUUUUUUUUUUCCUUUUAUUUUUAACUUGAGUAUGCCUAUUGAAUAAAUGUAUUUUGAUCAACUUUA